This is a messenger RNA of Aphanomyces astaci, 444 nucleotides long. RefSeq lists its product as hypothetical. The transcript has 2 exons. The record is from RefSeq and is a predicted model, not a curated record. The coding region runs from base 1 to 444 and encodes 147 amino acids. NCBI's taxonomy places the organism in Eukaryota, Oomycota, Saprolegniomycetes, Saprolegniales, Verrucalvaceae.
AUGGAAACGUGCUCAGUGUGCGGCUCCGACGACAGUCCAACCCUCCGACAGUGCAACAUGCAUUUGUCCAAGGUCUAUCAUAUGUACAUCGUGGAAGAAGCCGCGAAGAACGGGUGGCCAGAAGCGGAAGAAGGUCAAGAACUAUGGGCUGUGCAUAAGGUGCCAUCAUCAGCGCAAGACGUGCCGCCAACUGCGAAGAAGCGAGGACGUCCGAAGGGAGCGAAGAACAAGGCGAAGGUGCCAGAUGUACCGUUCCACGAAGCAGUGGUUUGGUGUUGUGACGUUCGGCGAUCGGACCAAGCCGACCUGUUGGCGCUGAUCAAAAAGCACAUUCGUCCUGGGACCCACAUCAUCUCCGACAAAGUCGGAUCGUACGUUUCAACCAACGAGCAGCACACAUUGGCCAACAACCACUUGCUCGCCGGAAUGCGUUACACCCACUAG